AUGUCCAAGCGUCCACUGUCCCCACCGCCCGGAGAGGUAGUACAGCGCGACUGUCUCGAUUUUGAUGAAUGGAAGGCUCAACGUCUUGCCACUGAAGGUAUCAAGCGGGGCGAUGACUCCGUCUACGAUCCCAGCACCGAAGAACUUCCAGCUCACAUGUGGUAUGCUUUGGACCAGAAGCUGCUGAGAAAGACAGUGGCACACAUGUGUGAUCAGCUAGGCCGUCCAGUCGUAAAUUGCGAGAUCAACGAUCCGGAGAUCACCGACUUGCUUAGGGCUCUCGAUCGAGCAAAGAAGAUUCCUCUUUCAAAGAAGGUUGAUAUCGCGGUGGUAGGUAACCAGGGUGUUGGCAAAAGCUCCACAAUCAACGCCCUUCUCAACCGCGACCUUGUCGAUGCCUCGGCAAGCUCCAGCGCAUGCACAGCAUUCGCAACUAUCGUCGAGUACAAAGAUGGGGCUACGGAUGACACGGAUGAGAGCGAUCUUAAAGUCACCUUCUUGGAGUUAGAUGAAGUCCGUGACUUUGUCGAAGAGCAGAUUCGCCGGUACACAGAUGUCUACGCCCCUUUCGAGGCCAACAAUGACAUUGAAGCACAAGAGGAAGACGGCGUCUUGGCGAAGGACAUCGUGGAAGACAGUGUUUCUGAAUUUGAAGUUUCUGACAGUGAUUUGAGCGAUGCAACUGAGAGCCCAAUCGCCAGUAAGAAGAAACGUAAGAAGGUUUCUAAAGCCGUACAGCUCGGUGCAGACACCGCUGAACAGUUCUUCCGAAUCCUCUUCAGCGCACAUCUGGACGAAGAAAAGGAAGCCGAACUUCAGUCAUGGCUCGGCAAGACUGACUUGGAAGAUGGCCAAUUCCUCGAACAUUGUGUUCGUGUUGCGACUGAGCACUUGGGACAGAUCCAAGCUGAGGAGCAGGGAAGUGUCGAGUAUAGCGAUGUCAAGGACAUGGACUUGCAGAAAGUAAGAAGCCAUGCCACGACUAUGUGGCCUCUGGUCAAAGCUGUGACAAUCUCCACUGGGUCUGUUCUGCUUAGUAAUGGUAUUCGUUUCAUGGAUUUGCCUGGCUACGGAGAUAUGAACCAGACACGCACUGCAGUUGUAAACGAGUUUCGUAGCAAGGCUCAUUUCGAGAUGAUCGUGGCCAAAAGCGAUCGAUAUUUGUCCAAGACCGACGAAGAUCGCUUCCUCGAUCGUGCGGUCCGACAUCAUGGGGCGCGGAAUGUGUUUCUUGUGCUCAACAAAGCCGACUCAUGCUUGGAGACACCACAGCACCAAGUCAUCCGUACGAUGAAAGAUGAAACCGAAGAACCUUUCAUGACCAUUCAACAUCACAUCUCGGGUCUCAAAAGCUUGAGAGGUGAAGCCCGCAGUGUCGUCCAACAAUACCGACGAUACUUGAUCAGAGAAGCUCAGAUGGCUGGCGGUCGACGCGAAUCUGACAAGAUCCAACGCAAGAUGCAGAAGAAAGGAGUUCGGGUCUUCUCAGUGUCCUCGGCGCGAUAUCUCGACUGGCUCGAUCCUUCGCCGCUGGAAGAUCCGCCCUACGAUCCCGCAGGCACUAAUAUCCCUCUUCUUCGUCAAUCACUUCUUAUGCUGCCGGCUGAGGCGAGUUACGAAAAUCUUCGAUAUCACAUCUUCGAGACAGUCACAGAUAUCGAAGACAAAGUGUCGCGAAUUCUCAUGAAAUUCACCAAUGACGUCGACGUUUCUGCGAUUCGUCGCUAUCUACUCGAGCAAGUUUCUGUCCUUGAUAGCAACCUCAAGAAUCUGUCUAUCUCUGUCCCAAAUAGCCUGGUGUCCGAAGCUUGGAACGAAGCUGCCAAGUGCAAGGUUGCUGAUGGCAUGAAAAUGCAUUUGAACUCGUUGCCUGAGGUAGACCUUGCCUAUCAAACAUUCUGGCUUUUACUUCGAAACAAUGGCAUUGCUACACAUGGUAGCUACAGGAACAGAAACCUCAACGACGAGCUCAUGCAAACCUACAAGUCAACAAUAAGAUAUUGGAGGAACAAGACGACCCCCGAAGUCGUCCAUGUUCAUAGCCAAUUUAAUGCUCCAGUUCAAGCUACACUCAGCGAGCUUGAGCAGCGUCUAAGUGCAGCCUCAAGCGACCCCGAGCUGAAGCGAAGGGUCGGUGAGGCUCUCGACAAACUCUCGAGGCGCAUUGAUCAAGGCGAAAGCCGUCUGCUGGAAGAACUCUACGCUGCAUUGAAUGAAAAUUACAGGCGCUUUACCACAGAAGACGAUAUAAGGUGUCCCGUCGCCCGAGAGCUCAGGUCCGCCUACGUGCGCAUCAACAUGAUCCGCAUGGACGAGCGGCCGAAACACCGCAAAGGUAUCUACAGAGAUCAGCGCGCCGAACUGAUCCGUACCACCACCGAAACCAACAACGAUGAAGCCCCGCUCAUUGAUGCAAUCUCAAUACGGGUCAAGUGCCGCCAAUGCAGACUCUGGGGAGACGUCGGCAACGAAUUUACCGACACAGUCCUCGCUCACUUUGAAGAAUUCGCCCAGGCCCUGGCUGAGCUGCUCGAGAACGAAAUGUACAUGCUGGAGGCGCACAAGCUAGUGCGCAAGCAGCUGGGCGAGCAGCUUCUCGGCUUCAGCAGAGAUCUCGCACUGGUCAAGGGGCAGUUCGUUGAGCCGGAGACGCUGCACGUUGCUAAGAAGGCGCGGGUCACGGCGGUCAAGCAGGAGGUGCUAGAGUGA
Molecule: messenger RNA, 2709 nt
Organism: Boeremia exigua
Lineage: Eukaryota; Fungi; Ascomycota; Dothideomycetes; Pleosporales; Didymellaceae
Exons: 3
Coding region: 1-2709 (902 amino acids)
Source: RefSeq, a predicted model, not a curated record